Molecule: messenger RNA, 1122 nt
Organism: Uncinocarpus reesii 1704
Lineage: Eukaryota; Fungi; Ascomycota; Eurotiomycetes; Onygenales; Onygenaceae
Exons: 5
Coding region: 1-1122 (373 amino acids)
Biological process (GO): proteolysis
Molecular function (GO): metallocarboxypeptidase activity; zinc ion binding
Source: RefSeq, a predicted model, not a curated record
AUGAAGUCUUUCGCCAUUCUUUCGACGCUCGUCGCGUCCGUUCUCGCUGCUACGGUUCCCAACACCGUCAGCUAUGAUGGAUACAAGGUCGUCCGUAUCCCAACCGAAGAGGACAACCAUGCCCAAGUGGUCAAGGUCAUUGAGAACCUAAAGCUGGACACGUGGAAGUUCCCAAAGAGGGCUGGCUCCGAUGCGGACAUUGUCAUUCCCCCAGAGCAGCUGGAAGCUUUCAACAAGGCCAUUGCCGGCCUAAAGGUUGAGAUCAUGCACGAGGAUCUCGGCGCUUCCAUCGAGGACGAGUCAUCCACGAUUACCGCAUACACAGCUGGAUCUGUGGCUGCCGAUGACCGCUGGUUCACUGCGUACCACAGUUUCAAUGACCACAUGGCUUGGCUCAGAGAUCUCCAGCAGCAGAAUGCGAACAGAUCCGCGCUAGUCAAUGUUGGAAACAGUCAUGAGCGGCGCCCAGUUACAGGUAUCCAUAUUUGGGGGAGCCGAAGGGGAAAGCCCGCCAUUGUUUGGCACGGAACAGUUCAUGCCCGUGAAUGGAUUACAACCAUGGUUACCGAAUAUAUGGCUGCUCAACUCUUGACCGACCCAGCGGCUCGUUCUAUGCUUGAAAAAUACGACUUCUUUAUUUUCCCUAUUGUCAAUCCUGAUGGCUUCGUCUAUACCCAAACCCGUAACCGCAUGUGGCGUAAGAACCGCACACCCAACGGCGGGUCUAGCGUCGGUACCGAUAUCAACCGCAACUGGCCCUUCCAGUGGAGCGGUAGUGGCUCAUCCACAAACCCAUCCUCAGAAACCUAUAGAGCAUACGGAUACAGCUGCACUGCUCGCCCAGAUAACCACAACCGACUGAUCUCUCUUGCAAACACCUUUGCCCAAGCUCUCCGCGCCGUGCACGGCACCUCCUUCAGAACCGGCCCGAUUUGCAACACCAUCUACCAGGCCAACGGAAACAGUAUCGACUGGGCCGUUGAAGUCGGCAAUGUUGAAACUGCCUUUGCUGCUGAGCUCCGUGAUACUGGCCGAUUCGGUUUCAUCCUUCCACCGAACCAGAUUAUCCCAAGCGGUCAAGAGACCUGGGCUGGCGUUAAGGCUAUGUUUGCUCAACUCUAA